Acanthosepion pharaonis is the source of this 1095-nucleotide messenger RNA. NCBI's taxonomy places the organism in Eukaryota, Metazoa, Mollusca, Cephalopoda, Sepiida, Sepiidae. The record is from the annotation of a GenBank genome assembly.
AUGGUCAUGCCUCGUGCUACAGCUUCUUUUGCAGUGUUAACCUCGUUGUCUUUUCAACGCUUAUUUUUUUUAUUCUCUUUUGUGUCGUCUGUUUACAAGGCUCGCGUCGCUUUACUUGCUCAACCUCCCACUUCUUUAUUUUACUCUCCUCCCACUUUCCUCUUCUCCUUCGUAUCUUCAUUUGUUUCCUCACACUUUUCUUCUUCCAUUAUUCUACCUCCGUCCCCUCUUUUCCUCUUCAUUUACCAACUUCUCAUACCACUCUCCUUCUCCCACUUUUCCUCUUCCAUUCCCCAAACUCCCACCUCCUUAUUCUACUCAUCUCUCACUCUCUUCUUCCAUUCCUUAACCUCCCCUUUCCUUAUUCUACUCUCCUCACACAUUUCCUCUCUUCCAUGUCUGCGUUUUUUUUCCUCCCACUGUUCCUGUGUCAUUUUUCAAACUCCCACUCCCGUAUUUCACACUUCUCUCACUACUACUAUUCAUUUUCUAACCUCUCAUUCUACUCUCCUCUCACUUUUCCCUUUCCAUUCCUCGAACUCCCACUUCCUUAUUCUAUUCUUCUGCUACUUUUCCUCAUAUCCUUAUAUUACUCUUUUCUCCUUCUAUUUUUCAUCCUUCUACUUCUUUAUUUUACUCUCCCCUUUAUUUUCUUCCUUUUUACCUUUCCCUGAUGACUCACCUUUCAUUCCUUUUUCCUUCUCUUUCGUAUUUUCCUUCUUUUCCUCACACUUUUCCUCUUCUGUUCCUCCUACUUCUUCGAAUUGUCCGCCAUGUUUAUUAAACACACUCUUAACCGGUGCCUCCAUUAAUACAUCGACCUUCAAUCUAUCUAUCUAUCUAUCUAUCUAUCUAUCUAUCUAUCUCAGUGUGUUCAUAUAUAUGUCGGGAUGUUCACAUCUAUCUAUCUAUCUAUCUAUCUAUCUAUCUAUCUAUCUAUCUAUCUAUCUCAGUGUGUUCAUAUAUAUGUCAGGGUGUUCACAUCUAUCUAUCUAUCUACAUCAAUUUCUCCAUUUUAUAUCUAUCUAUCUAUCUAUCUAUCUAUCUAUCUAUCUAUCUAUCUAUCUAUCUAUCUAUCUACCUCUAUCUACCUAA